Messenger RNA from Morchella importuna, 3936 nucleotides. RefSeq lists its product as uncharacterized. The coding region runs from base 1 to 3936 and encodes 1311 amino acids. NCBI's taxonomy places the organism in Eukaryota, Fungi, Ascomycota, Pezizomycetes, Pezizales, Morchellaceae. Gene Ontology annotation, molecular function: ATP hydrolysis activity; ATP binding; P-type ion transporter activity. Gene Ontology annotation, cellular component: endoplasmic reticulum membrane. Gene Ontology annotation, biological process: intracellular calcium ion homeostasis. The transcript is spliced from 7 exons. The record is from RefSeq and is a predicted model, not a curated record.
AUGGCUUCAACACCCCCUUAUCCGCCAACGCCGCCCAUCAAGCGGCAACUUGUAAAUUCUUCCCAAAUCGCCUCUUCCACACUUCUCAAUCCUCUUCCGGUUCUUCUGCGAUUAUACACCUGGCCAUUCUUGGCAGCUUAUCCGGCGCUUUUCUCACUAUGGAUGAGGCAGGAGAGCUAUGACAAGUAUUUUCAGAGUCAGGAAUGGACGGUCUUGUACUUUUUGUCAACGUUUGGGUUGCAGAGUUUGAUCUGGCUCGGGUGUCAUUGGAGCAUGGGCUGGAGGGCUUUUAUCACUGGAAUCAAGGCAUCGAGAGUUGAGGAUGCGACAUUAAUUAGAAUCAUGCCCGUUGAAAAUGCUGGAGCUCCAGAUAUCUGUAAACUCGUUCGCGACAGGACUGGCGAGAAGGAAGAGAUUUCAUUCUUGUUCCAAAAGCGCCGCUUUCUCUACUCUCCCGAAACUGGCUCAUUCUCACCGCUUGUCUACCCUGUUGACGAAGACCCAAAAUUGGCCGAUUACCAACUCACCAAGGGCCUGAAGAGCGAAAAGGUCGUCGAUCGCUUGAAGCAUCACUAUGGUCUCAACUCUUUCGAUAUCCCCGUACCGACCUUCACCGAGCUCUUUCAGGAGCAUGCCGUCGCACCGUUCUUCAUUUUCCAGCUAUUCUGUGUCGGUCUGUGGUGUCUAGAUGAAUACUGGUACUACUCAAUCUUUACAUUGGUCAUGCUUGUCGCUUUCGAGUCAACUGUUGUUUGGCAGCGCCAGAGGACUCUUACUGAAUUCCGUGGCAUGAGCAUUAAGCCUUACCCAAUUUUUGUUCAUCGCUCCGGAAAAUGGACAGAAAUCCAGUCUGACCAGCUUCUUCCCGGCGAUCUUGUCUCCGUUGGGCGUACAAAGGAGGACUCGGGUGUUGCGUGCGACAUGGUCUUGAUCUCUGGAACUGCUAUUGUCAACGAGGCUAUGUUGUCCGGAGAAUCUACGCCUUUGCUGAAAGAUUCAAUUGCGCUUAGGCCUGGCGAAGCUAACCUGGAUAUCGAGGGUUUGGACAAGAAUGCCAUGCUUUACGGAGGAACAAAAGUUUUACAGAUCACACAUAAUACUGCCAACCCUGAUGAUGCCCCUCUUGAGAACAAAUCCGGUGUUGUGCCUCCCCCAGAUAAUGGUGCUCUUGCUGUUGUCACACGUACCGGAUUCGAGACCAGUCAAGGUUCUUUGGUUCGCACCAUGAUCUACUCUACUGAACGUGUUUCCGCCAAUAAUGCCGAAGCUCUAUUGUUCAUUCUAUUCCUACUCAUGUUCGCCAUUGCUGCAAGUUGGUAUGUCUGGACCGAGGGUGUGCAGAAGGAUCGCAAGAGAAGCAAGCUUUUGUUGGAUUGUGUCCUGAUUAUCACCUCUGUUGUACCCCCGGAGCUCCCCAUGGAACUCAGCUUGGCUGUGAACACCUCUUUGGCCGCUUUGAGUAAAUACGCUAUUUAUUGCACGGAACCCUUCAGAAUUCCAUAUGCUGGAAGAGUUGACGUCUGUUGUUUCGACAAAACUGGGACUCUUACCGGUGAGGAUUUGGUUGUCGAGGGUAUUGCUGGAUUGAACCCAGGAAAGGAUGGGAUGUCAAAAUUGAGAAAGGUUGAACACGUUGGUGGAGAGACCACCCUUGUUUUGGCUACCGCGCACGCACUUGUUAAGCUUGAUGAGGGUGAGGUCGUUGGUGAUCCCAUGGAGAAGGCUACUCUCACUGCACUCGGAUGGUCUCUCGGGCGUGGGGAUAUCCUAACCAGUAAAGCUACUAGCGCUGCCCCGGGAAGUGCUUUCUCAAGCCCGGCAGGGACUGUUCAGAUCAAGAGACGUUUCCAGUUCUCUUCAUUGCUCAAGAGACAGAGUUCAAUUGCUUCAGUCCUGAUUAACCGUGAUGGAAAAAGAUCCAAGGCUACGUUUGUCGGUGUCAAGGGUGCUCCGGAAACGGUUCGAAAGAUGCUUGUUGAGGUUCCACCUAACUAUGAGGAAACCUUCAAAUACUUUACUCGUCGUGGCUCUCGUGUUCUCGCUCUCGGAUACAAGUACCUGGCGACCGAAGGCGAGUGGGGCCAAGCUAAGAUCAAUGCUUUGAAAAGGGAGGAUGUUGAGUCUCAACUCCACUUCGCCGGAUUUUUGGUUUUGCAGUGCCCGCUGAAGGACGAUGCAAAGAGCACCGUUCGGAUGUUGAAUGAGAGCUCCCACAGAGUUGUUAUGAUUACUGGUGACAACCCGUUAACUGCUGUCCAUGUUGCCCGUGAGGUGGAGAUUGUCGAUAGAGAUGUCCUGAUUUUAGACGCUCCUGAGGAAGGUACUUCCGGUGAUCACGAGUUGGUCUGGAGAAAUGUUGAAGAAACUGUCAUCAUCCCUGUCAACCCAAGUGAUCCUCUUGAUAAGGAAAUUCUGAAAAAUAAGGAUAUCUGCAUCACAGGUUAUGCACUUGGGAAGAUGCAGGAUCAGCCAGGUGUCGUUGAUUUAUUGAGGCACACCUGGGUCUAUGCUCGUGUUUCACCACUUCAGAAGGAAUUUAUUCUCAACGGACUGAAAUCUGCCGGUUACACAACUCUCAUGUGUGGUGACGGGACCAACGAUGUCGGUGCCUUGAAACAGGCUCAUAUUGGUGUAGCACUCUUGAACGGCUCCGAAGAGGAUCUCAGGAGGAUCGCAGAGCAUUAUCGCAUCACAAAGUUCAAGGAAAUGUACGAAAAGCAGGUAUCCUUCACUAAGCGAUUUAAUCAGCCAGCUCCCCCACCACCAAUCCAUAUUGCGCACCUCUACCCUCCAGGACCCGGAAACCCGCAUUACGAAAAAGCCAUCGAGCGCGAAGCGAACAAGAAAGGUGUUUCUGCCGCAAGCCUCGCUGCAAAGCAAGAGGCCAGCAAUAUUCCAACCAUUGUUACCCCUGGCGCCAGGGCCCUGCAGCAAUCCCAGAACCCGGCCAAUAAGAACCAAGCAGGUGCAAACGCUGCUGCUGCUAUGGCAGACAAAAUGAUGAACUCCAUGAUGGAGAUGGAAGAUGAUGCUGAACCGCCCACUAUCAAGCUUGGUGAUGCUUCAGUCGCUGCACCUUUCACUAGCAAACUCGCCAAUGUCGUUGCUAUCGCCAACAUUAUCCGUCAAGGAAGAUGCACCCUGGUCGCAACUAUCCAGAUGUACAAAAUCCUUGCAUUGAAUUGUUUGAUCUCGGCCUACUCUCUGUCAGUUUUGUAUCUUGAGGGCAUUAAAUUCGGUGAUGGACAAGUUACUAUUUCUGGCAUGUUGAUGAGCGUGUGCUUUUUGAGUCUUUCAAGGGCAAAGCCUGUUGAGAAGCUUGGAAAAGAGCGACCGCAGCCAAAUAUCUUCAACUUCUACAUCAUUGGCUCUGUUUUGGGACAAUUUGCAGUCCAUAUCGUUACUCUGAUUUACAUCUCUAGAUUUGUCGCCAGACUUGAACCACGUGAUGAGAACGUUGACCUUGAAGGAGAAUUUACUCCAAGUCUUCUCAAUUCCGCCAUCUAUCUUCUCCAGCUCAUUCAGCAAAUCUCUACCUUUGCAAUCAACUACCAGGGCCGUCCUUUCCGUGAAUCUAUCCGCGAGAAUAAGGGAAUGUACUAUGGACUCAUUGGUGUUGCGGCCGUUGCCUUCUCUUGCUCAACUGAGUUCAUUCCCGAAAUUAACGAGAAGCUUCGUCUUGUCCCGUUCACCUCCGAGUUCAAGAUGACCAUGACUAUUGUCAUGAUACUCGACUAUGCCGGUUGUUGGAUUAUUGAAAAGGGUUUGAAGCGUGCGUUUAGUGAUUUUAGACCAAAAGACAUCGCGGUCAGGAGAGAGGACCAGGACAAAAGGGAGGCAGCCAGGGUGCUGAAGGAAGAGAAGGAAGCUUUGGAAGCUAAAGAGAAGGGACUAGUUGUUCCGGGGGCAAAGCCUGGCUUUGCAGCGCCGAGGUAA